Molecule: messenger RNA, 2558 nt
Organism: Monomorium pharaonis (pharaoh ant)
Lineage: Eukaryota; Metazoa; Arthropoda; Insecta; Hymenoptera; Formicidae
Exons: 3
Coding region: 1993-2352 (119 amino acids)
Source: RefSeq, a predicted model, not a curated record
AUCGAUUUAAAAAAAACAGAUCGUCACCGACAAAAGAAUGUUUUUGAGAGUAUUGUGUAAAAAUUUGAAAACGAUCCCUCGAUUAGUUUUUGAGAUCUAGUGGUCACCGUCUUUGAAAACCAUGUUUCGAGAAAAACGCGUUUAAAGUUUUAAGUUUAGUUCUAUUAUUGUUAACAGCUAAAUUUUGCACUUUACCUUUAAUCUGUAAUUCCGGGGCCAUAUGAGAUUCCUUCCACAUCAAUAACAGCAGCGCUUUGUGAAAACCUCUGUUGACGGCGAGCAAUCCUUCCUUCGCGCGUCACCUUCUGCGCUCGUACUUCGGUCACAUCGAUGCGCGCUCGGUCUUGAUUUUCGCAAUAUGCAGCACAAUUCUUUUAUUAUCAUUAAUAAAUAUGCGGCAGCACCUUCAUUAAAUGUGCAUGCAGCAAUAUUGGUAGCAAUUUGCACAACGUGUGCACCGCUGUGCUGCACUUUUGGCGCUAUGCGCCAAAUCAUAUUGUUCAAACUUUUGUUAACGUUUUGCGUAAAUCUACCGUCGUAAAUCUUUCCAGUAAAUUAUCACUAGAAAGUUGUUCAAAUAUUGAACGAAUGGCUUUAAUCACACCAUCGUCCAGUGGCGAUUUAUGUUGAUAUUGCUCCAAAUCGAGCACUCAAACACUCGAUCCCGUUUUACUCAACUCUUUGUAAUUCCGACAUUUUUGCAGAUAUUAACAUAAAACUUUCAGGAUAUAUUCUCAAAACUUGAAGCUUCAAGAAAAUGUAAUAAUUAAAAAAUCGAUUUUUUUUACCCGCUAGGUUGGUGUAACCCCUUAAGGGUAUAAGACCUGCAAUUAUUAAACUAACGUAGCACAUUAACAUAUCGUUUUUGAUUAAAGGAAGCGUAAAAACGCCAAGAACUAAUUAUUAUAUUGUAUUAAUUAAUUUGCAUAAAGAUUAGCUUUGAGAGCGUCCCAUUGGCUCUUAAGAAAUUAAGAGUAAGUAUCAAACCGGAAUCACCGCUAUGAACAAACCCUAGCGUUCGGGAUUUUGGAAAGGCAAAAGAGCGCAUGUCAUCCGGAAAUUCCGAGCAGAGAAUGCGAGUGUGAGUGAGAGACAACCACUCGGCGUUCCCCGAUUGGACAAUAACAUCAGGAGAUAUUGAAAGCGCCAAUCGAGGGGCGCCGGGUGGGGAGUGAAUGGGAACGACGACGAUCGUGACCAAAGAAAAAAAAAGAGUCUGUUUUGAGCUCUCGUGGCGUACGGACGUAACGAGAAACGCGUUCCCGCGCUAACGAAUCUUUGAUAAUUAACUCGAGUCCGGACCGGAUACGCGAUUCCCAGCGAGAAAUGAUAAUGAAUUCGACAUCAAUUCGACGUCGAAUCGACAUCGAAAUGAUGAUUUCGAUGUCGAAUCGAUGUCGAUUCGAUGUACUACUUCUCACUGGGUUAGUAGUGCGCGUAUAACAAAUCCGCGACGACUCGGAAGCAGGCGAUUUCCCGCGUUAUACGUGCAAGCGCGUAAAAGACCCGCACCGAAACACGAAGGGUAUGUUGUGCGAGAGGCAUGACCCUUGCGUAAUUAUUCGAGCCACACGUAAUUAACGCGCCUGCCGAUCGUGCGACGUGUGAGUGUGUGCGUGUAAUAUGCUUUAAUAGCAAUAAAAGCAGAGCAUUGUGAAAAGGCUGUGUAGUGAUUAUUCCCUAAUCCACGCUUGGGCGAGUCCAUUCUGCAGCAGCCAUAUUGAAUCGUCGAGCGUUCGAGAAGCCGGCGAGGACCUGUUGCACGAGUUCGGGACAUCCCAAAGCGGCAUAGGAGGCCUUCCUUGAGAGCGGCGAGGCGCCUAAACAUUCAAAUUAAGAAACUUGCGACAUAUUCGGACCUACGCAUUAGGGCGAGGCCACACCCUGGCGACGGGGCAAAUCACCGACCUGGCGACCGUAAUACAUCGAAAACAGGUCGUGUGUAAUAACCGGCAUUUUGAGAAACCAACGCGCAGCGAUUUCCAAGCGCACAUGCAAAUUGCUCUGCGGACAGCGAAGAAGAGAUUGCGGCACAAGUUGCGUGGCCCACGUGCCACCUCUAGGAUUCGUCAACAGCAGGAUUUCUGGAGCGACGAAUGGCCUGAGGAAACAGUAGGGCAGACCGACAUAAAUUUAAAUCAAGAUGAUAAUCUGUUGGCCACAAACAACGUCAACGCGAGAAGACAAACUUUACACAAUCAAGGCAAUGAUUCAUUGGCCACAACCACUGCCAGCGCGAGACGAAUUUCACGCAAUCAAGAAGAUGAUUCAUUGGCUACAACCAACACCGACGCGAGACGAACUUCACAUCCGAAUCUCAGUGAAACUUCGCGUUCCUGCUUACACUCAUGACGUUUUUAAUGCGUUUUGCAAAACAAAGCUUUGUAAGUGAUUUGUUCCGUUGAAUGCAACCUUUUAUUUAAAUUUCCUAUUCUUUAUACCUUUAUACAAAGUUCCAUUUUAAUUUUAACAAUCCAUUUUAAUUUUAAAGUUUUAUUUUAAUUUCAAUAUUGAAGUCUACACAAUGGAAAAUAUUUUGUAUUAAUGUUAAAACCGGU